AGUAUACAGAAGCUGAGAACUCUUAUACAGAAGCUCUUAGUGUUUGUCCAGCAUAUUACCAAAAGGACAGGUCUAUCCUUUAUUCCAAUCGUGCUGCUGCAAGAAUGAAACAGGAGAAUAAGGAAGAAGCCAUAGCUGAUUGCACCAAAGCUAUUGAGUUAAAUCCCAAUUACAUACGUGCAAUACUAAGAAGGGCAGAGUUGUAUGAGAAAACUGAAAAACUCGAGGAAGCACUGCAAGACUAUAAAACUGUUAUCGAGAAAGAUCCAUCAGUAGGACAAGCCAGGGAAGCCUGUAUG
Rhincodon typus (whale shark) is the source of this 299-nucleotide messenger RNA. RefSeq names its product tetratricopeptide repeat protein 1. NCBI's taxonomy places the organism in Eukaryota, Metazoa, Chordata, Chondrichthyes, Orectolobiformes, Rhincodontidae. The transcript is spliced from 3 exons. Gene Ontology annotation, molecular function: protein binding. The annotation marks the transcript as partial. The record is from RefSeq and is a predicted model, not a curated record.